This is a messenger RNA of Eucalyptus grandis, 1172 nucleotides long. RefSeq names its product probable xyloglucan endotransglucosylase/hydrolase protein 16. The record is from RefSeq and is a predicted model, not a curated record. Gene Ontology annotation, molecular function: xyloglucan:xyloglucosyl transferase activity; hydrolase activity, hydrolyzing O-glycosyl compounds. Lineage: Eukaryota; Viridiplantae; Streptophyta; Magnoliopsida; Myrtales; Myrtaceae. The coding region runs from base 142 to 1017 and encodes 291 amino acids. Gene Ontology annotation, biological process: cell wall biogenesis; xyloglucan metabolic process. The transcript has 3 exons. Gene Ontology annotation, cellular component: cell wall; apoplast.
CCUCCUCCUUCCCUCCCCUCCUCACCAGUCUCCCCACCAAAAUCAUCGUACUACCUGACCCAAACAUCCUCAUCCUCCUCCGACUCCGAAGCGCGUGCUGCUCUUUUGGUCUCUUCAGAUUUAAGUCAAAGACAGGCUGAGAUGACGUCGCCCUCGACGAGGCUCUGCGUCUGUUUGCUCCAUCUGGCCGCGAUCUCCGCCCUCGCCUCUGCCGGCAACUUCUACAAGGACUUCGACAUCACCUGGGGCGACCACCGUGCCCAGAUACUCAACGGCUGCCAAGAGCUCACGCUCUCUCUCGACCAGGCCUCUGGGUCCGGUUUCAAGUCCAAGAACGAGUACCUCUUCGGAAGGAUCGACAUGGAGAUCAAGCUCGUAGAAGGCAACUCGGCCGGCACGGUCAACGCAUACUACUUGUCCUCUCAAGGCCCGACGCACGACGAGAUCGACUUCGAGUUCCUCGGCAAUCUCUCCGGGAACCCCUACACGCUCCACACCAACGUGUUCUCGCAGGGUAAAGGGAACAGAGAACAGCAAUUUCACCUCUGGUUCGAUCCCACCAAGGCAUUUCACACCUACUCGAUCGUCUGGAACACUCGACGCAUCAUAUUCUUGGUGGACAACAGUCCCAUAAGAGUGUUCAACAACUUGGAGUCGAUCGGCGUGCCUUUCCCAAGCAACCAACCCAUGAGGAUUUACUCUAGCCUCUGGAACGCUGAUGACUGGGCGACGAUGGGCGGCCGCGUCAAGACUGACUGGACCAAAGCUCCUUUCACCGCGUCUUUCAGGAACUUCAACGCCAACGCUUGCGUGGUCUCGUCCGGGUCUUCCUCCUGUGGCUCGAAGUCCACCAAUAACUUGCAGACAAGCGCGUGGCAGGAGCAAUCCCUCAACGCGGCUGGCAGGAACAGGCUCCGUUGGGUGCAGCAGAAGUACAUGAUCUAUAACUACUGCAGCGACUCUAAACGGUUCCCUCAGGGUCUACCGCCAGAGUGCAAGAGAUCGAGGUUCCUCUGAAGCUGAAGCUGCAUCAACUUCCAGUACCACAGUCGGUUGAUUCUUUUGCGCAAGAUGUGAUAUAAAGUCGUGAGCAAAAUUCAUUCAUUAUUUUUUUGUGUAACUACAAGUAAUAUCAAUAAAAGGCAAUUUCGCCAAUAUUGCUGUAUCCAUAA